UAUCGUGCAGCCCUAGCAGAGGAAACAGUUCAGGCGAAAAUGUUCUACGUUGACUCCAAACCGGACGGAGUGAUUCCUCCGCGCGGCAUUAGACGAUCUUGGUGCUGCACACGAAAGGGAAAGGAAACGCCGACUUCUCCAUUCCAAAAUCCCCUCUGCCUCAUCUUUUAGCACCAACGGCUUGUUUGGUCGACCUGGAGCUUCAUACGACGUUCACUCCUUGGCUUCAGGGCUUCCUCUGGUCGCUUUUCGGCUGCCCCUUUGCACAGAGCCCGCCGCUGGCCUAGAGAAACCCGUCUCCGCUUGAGAUUUGAGGCGCCACAGAUUUAUUGAGCCCGAGUGCACAAAGUUGAUAGUUAGCCACCUAGCUAACUGUUAGCUUGCAGCCCCCCCUUCUUUUUUUUGGGUUCCAGCUUCGGGGGGCGUCGUUUUGCGCCACAUUCGGCUCUCGGCAGCUAGCAGCUACACCUGAAUGCUCCUUUUGGCGAGGUCUAGAGCUGCUGUCGGUAGCUAAGGCGCUCCAUAUCGGCUACUCGCUGACAAGUCGGCGUAAAAAGCCCGGAAGGAAGCCAAAGAGUGAAGGCCCGAGUCCCGCAACAACCAAGAGCCGCCUCCGCCAGUGUCUGUACCGCCGCGCAGUGAAGAGUUGACAGGCUUACUUGGUGACACAGAGACUUCUCCCUGAGGAGCCAAGAAGCAGACGGCUCAUGACUUCUGACCAGGACACGAAAGUUGUAGCUGAACCACAGGUGCAGCAAGUGCAAGAGGCAAAAGAGAACUCUCAUUUGGAAUCAGCCAAGGUUUCAGACCUCAACCCCAAUGCGAAAGCAUGGGCCAACCACAUGUUUAGCCUGGACACCAGCGGGACUGCUGACACCACGCCUGCUGCCCUGCAGCCAUGGAAGGAAGGCUGCGAUAGUUCGGCCGACCCCGGCCCAGAAGGCUUUGAAGCCAGCGAGGACAGAGCUAACAAGGAGCCUCAGCUAACUGACCCAGAUGAGCCUCCACCGGCGCCAGUAAUGCUAGCAGAGCCGGCCAACGUUGCCGCCGUCGCACCGGAGGGCCGCGAGCCCGUCUCCACAGAGCCCCCCGAGCCUGGGCAGCCGGGGCACACAGGCAAUGAUUCUCAGCCCGACAACACCCAGGAGGGCCUGAGAGAGCACCUGAAGAAGACCCUGGAGUUCUGCUUGUCCCGGGAGAACCUGGCCAGCGACAUGUACCUCAUCUCCCAGAUGGACAGCGACCAGUACGUGCCAAUCGUGACGGUGGCCAACCUGGACCACGUCAAGAAGCUCAGCACCGACGUGGAGCUGAUCGUGGACAUUUUACGCUCUCUGCCGCUGGUCCAGGUGGACGAGAAGGGGGAGAAGGUGCGGCCCAAUCAGAACCGCUGCAUCGUGAUCCUGCGGGAGGUCCCAGAGAGCACGCCGAUAGAGGAGGUGGAAGGCCUUUUCAAAGGGAACAACUUACCCAAGUUUAUCAACUGUGAAUUUGCCUACAACGACAACUGGUUCAUCACCUUUGAGUCUGAAGCAGACGCUCAGCAGGCAUAUCAGUAUCUUCGUGAAGAAGUGAAGACUUUCCAAGGGAAGCCGAUUAAGGCCAGGAUAAAGGCGAAGGCCAUCGCCAUCAACACUUUCAUGCCAAAGAACGGUUACCGGCCAGUAGAGGUGAACCCAUACGCCCAGCAGCAGCGCUACACGUCCUACUACAUCCCCCCCGUCUACAGCCCGCAGCAGCAGUUCCCUCUCUACAGCCUCAUCACGCCGCAGGCCUGGUCCACCACGCACAGCUUCAUCGACCCGGGGCUGGUCACCCACUUCCACAACAACCAGUUCCUGAACGGCUUCACCACAUCGCACAGCUUCAAACCAGCAACCUCGCCGCUCUCAGUGCGACACUUCUCCCCCAGGAGCAGGAACCACAGCAAGCCCCACCUGAGGCCCACGCUGCCCACGGCGGACCGCAGCGCCGGCCUCCUGGACAGCCCCAGCCUCUUCCCCAGCUUCCCCAGCGAGCGGCUCAACGGCGUCCGCAGCAGCCCGCCGGCGCGGCUCCCCUCCAGCCAGCCCAGAACCAGGUUACCCUCCACAGCGGCCUUCCCCCGCAGAGACGCCGCGGGCACCGGCCGCGUCACCGAGCCUUUAAUCCCCGACUAUUCGCUGGGAGUCGGCCGAGGAAGGAAAAAGAGGGAUGAAAAGUUUACAAGAGCGACGCCCCAGUCGCCGCCGCCGCCUCCCAAGCCUCCGUCUCCCAGCUUCGAGCUCGGCCUCUCCAGCUUCCCCCCGCUGCCGGGGGCCGCCGGCCAGCUCAAGACGGACGAGGCCUUCGACAGCCGGCUGGCGAGCAGCGUGGUCGCCGGCGCCACAAAGGAGCGGAAUGUAAACGCAGACUCCAGCAGCGGCGCCCUCCCUCCAGCCGGUCCCAAAGAGCCUCUGCGGUCCCCCGCCUCCCCGCUGCCGCCGAGCUUCCAGCCCCCACCCACGACCCCGGCCGCUCCCUCGGCCUCCACGUCGACCUCAGCUCCCGGCGCCCCGCUAAGCCCCGCCCCCUCGGCCUCACUGGAGGUGAAGGUGACGGAGGUGAAGCCGAAGGAGGCGCAGCCAUCGGUGGAGCGCGUCUCCGGCACUCUGUCCACCGCGAGCAAAUCGGUGCAGGUCAACGGAGCCGCCACGGAGCUGAGGAAGCCCUCCUACGCUGAGAUCUGCCAGCGAGCGAAGGACGUCCCCACGUCGCUGCAUUCCCCCAAGGAAGCCAAGCCAAGCUGCACUGCCCCCGCAGGCGAGGAGAGGAAGUGCACCGACGCCUCCACCCCGUCGGGCGAGCACAAAACCCGAGAGACUUACCACCCCUCCUCCAAAGCCGGCCCCGCCUCCGUCGCCCAGGGCAGGCCCCCGAAGGAGGGUCGGAGGCCGGCGGGGCGCUGGGCCUCCCCGCCCCCCCCACACCCAGGGAAACCCUCCAGCAAAGACGCCCACCACACUCCACCCAAGUCCCCGCAGUAAGGCGGCCCCCCUCUCCUUCCUCCACUACGCUCCACAUCCGAGUCUGAACGGCAGAGAGAGUCAGGGCUACCAAACUAAUAUCCCAGAGUCAGCGGUCAGCGACGAGCUUAGAGGACGCCUUCUUUUCUGGAUCAGGGCUUGCAGACAUAAAGCACUUUACUGUGCAUGUAGAGCACCGUCUCCUCCUCUUCUUCUUCUUCUCUGCUUUAUUUAUUUAACUGUUGAAAUGUUUUUUUUUUUUUUUAUGUUCCCUCUUUCCUCUAAAGUCCCAAACGGACUUGGUUCUGGGAGGAGCAGCCGUGUGGGGAUUCAAACAAGGCGAAGAAGCAGGGCAUUGUGGGUCGUGACCCGUUUCGUUGGCGCCGUGCCUGCUUCUUAAACACGAGUCCUGGUGUUUGGCCGUCAUCCCGUCUAUUUUCCUGACUAUUUACACUAACUUGUUCCUCCGCUCCGUCUGCUGAUUUUUUUUAUUUUAAUUUUUUUCUUGGCGCAGUUACUGAUCAUUACCACUGGGUGUCACCCUGGCUGCUGCUUCCCGGCGCCGUUUCUCCUUCUCCCUGACUCUGCGGAGGAAUGUCUGCCGUCUCUUCUUCAGGGGAAACCAGGAACCGUCUGCUGGGAAGCGCCUGGAAGCCUUUUCCUGUUUAUAUUCUGUUAGCCGGAUCAGAUCCGGAUGGUUUCAGUCCGACACUGAAACUGAAGGACGGGAGCAACACUAGCUACCAUGUUUGCAGACGCUGACGUAAAAGCAGCGCGGCGGCGGCGGCACACGGGUCCCUGGAGUCGUUGAUCACCAGGUCUCCACCAAUAGAUCCUUUACUUGCUCGAUGACACGAGGAGGGCAGGAGGGAGUUUGGUCUUGUUGGUUCUCCUGGAGGGGAUUUUUUUUUUUUUUUUUUUUUUUUAAGCGGUUUCUCGUUGCUCUGAUGACUUUGUUUGGAUAAUUACAGUUUUUUUUUUUUGUUGUUGUUGUUGUUGUUGAAGCGAUGCUGCAGAGUUUGGAGUCCCGUUUUUUUUUCUCCACGUUUGUGGCCGACGAAUCCAGAAAGUGCAAAAGAUGGAAUAAACCUGUAAUGUUUUUAAUGAAAGCGGAACGGACGAAGGUGAACGAUGGACUUUUCUGUUUGUUUUAUGUGUCAAAGAGGCGGAAGCAGGAAUCAACAUCAGGAUAGUCACGGAAAAUUCCCCUCUGAGAUAGAAAACCAGUGAAACUCCUUCCUUCCUUCCUUCCUCUGGUCGGGGUUCAGUCGUGGGAUCGAUUUCUUUUCUGUCCCGCCUCUUCGCUCCGGUUGUCUAGUUUUCCCAGACGGGAGCAGAGUUAAAAAACGACGGUAACUCCACCUGCUGAACGUCUGCCACCACAGAGGGAAUUUCCGGUAUAUUUGGUCGGUGGAUCGGUUUUCUGUAGCAGCCGCUCUGGCAAAAUCUCAUAGAAAUUCAGAGUUUUUUCUUUUUCGGGAAAACAAGCGUGUGUUUGGGGGAAGUUGUUCCCUUCCUGCUCAUCGGUCGUGUGCUCAGGUCGACCCUUUAAAUCAGAACCACUUUGGCCCGACACGUCUGGGAAAACCGUCACCACGUCUCCAUCCAGUCUUCCUGCAGCAAAAAUCCCACUAAAGGAAAACCGGAGCCCGUUUGGAAAAGGGAAAACCUUUUUUUUUUUUUUUUUUUUUUUUUAUGCUGCUUUUGAUUUGGACUUUAAAAGAACGUAAAAUACUUUAUUUCCUUAUUUUUUUUUUGUUCGUUUUUCAUUUUUGAAGGACUGAGAUGCACUUGGAUGGAUAAUAUUUUUCUUUUCUUAUCAGUGGAAAAUGUUGAAAUGGUUUCCACAUAUUUAUAAAGCAGUGAUUCGUUUUUUUAAGAGAAGAUUGGGGGGGGGGGGGGGAGUCCAUGUUAAAGUCUCUGUACACAUAAAAUGUAAAAAAAAAAAAAAAAAAAAAAAAAAUCCAUCCAGUGUUUGAAAAACUUGAAUUUUAUUUAAACUUGAAAAAUAACUUUGCCUUAACUUUUCUACAAGACAAGCAUCGAGUUUUUAUUUCUUUUUGGAGGACGAGAAAAAUCCCCCUGGCGGUUAACGAGCUUAACGAGGUUAACGAAGCAAGGCGGCGGAAAAUAUUUUGUGCUUAAGUCUUACUUUAGGGAGAAAAUCUGGCAGCGUUUACGUUCCUUUCCCCUCUUUUUUUGUUUCUGUAAAAAUGGUGCGAAAGAAGAAGAAAAAAAUGUUUCCUUGUUUUAGUUUCAGGUUUUUUUUUUUUGUUUGUUUGUUUUUUCGGGGGAAACGUUAUAAACCUUGUAAAUGCAACUAGUCCAAACUGUAUUAAAAAUGUGCACUUUCAAGUAUGUGCUUUGCUUGUACAGUUGUAAAUACUCAGAAAACUAUAAGAGGUACCUUAAAAUAAUUAUAAAAAUAUAUUGAUCCUUGUUAACUAUAAUGUCGCUGGAUGUAGGAUAUAAAGAAAAAACAACAAAAACAAACAAAGUGUUGUGCUUUUGGAAAAUAAUAAUUUUUUUUUUUUUAUAAUUAGUUUGCAGAGUUUGGUUUCUGCCGUUUCUGUUUGUUCAUCAUUCCUUCUCUGUUGUUGGCCCCAUCUUCGCCCUCCUCCUCCUCCUCCUCUUCCUCGCCGAGCAUAAUUCGGAGAAACGUCUGGGUGGCGCCGCCGAGCGUCCGCUAACCGAGCCCGGCCUCUCUUCCACCGCUGAUCUUUGGCGUUUGGCUUCACGUUCUCUGCUUCUCAACGUCUGAACACCAGAAGCACUACAUAUUUAUUCUUUUUCUCACGUCGACAGGAACCACUAACGCUCCGGCGCCGACGUCAUCAGG
Messenger RNA from Fundulus heteroclitus (mummichog), 5823 nucleotides. RefSeq names its product La ribonucleoprotein 4B. Lineage: Eukaryota; Metazoa; Chordata; Actinopteri; Cyprinodontiformes; Fundulidae. The record is from RefSeq and is a predicted model, not a curated record. Gene Ontology annotation, molecular function: mRNA 3'-UTR binding. Gene Ontology annotation, cellular component: cytosol; cytoplasmic stress granule. Gene Ontology annotation, biological process: positive regulation of translation. The coding region runs from base 708 to 3005 and encodes 765 amino acids. The transcript has 17 exons.